This is a messenger RNA of Rangifer tarandus platyrhynchus (Svalbard reindeer), 1587 nucleotides long. Lineage: Eukaryota; Metazoa; Chordata; Mammalia; Artiodactyla; Cervidae. The record is from the annotation of a GenBank genome assembly.
AUGUAUGACCGGGCUCCCCGAGUGCUUAGAUUGGCUGAAGGUGGCAGCACUGAGGAUCGUGUGGGUCCUGGAUCUUACCAGGUUCCCUACCUGAAGCAGCAGGCAACAGGUGGCUAUGCACCAUUCCUGUCUUUGACUGCCAGGGAAAGUACUUUUACUGUCAUCUCUAACACUGAGAAAGAUGUUCCAGGUCCAGGACACUAUAAUGUUUCAGAAAAGCAGUGUAAUAUAAAAGGAGGCCAAAGUCUACAAAACCGGGAAAAGCGUUUUAAGAAGUUUAUUUCAGAUGGUCCAGGGCCAGCAAGCUAUGAUCAAUCUUAUCCUGGAACACUGGCUGUUGUGAACAGGAAAACUCUAGAGGCUAAAAAGCAUCUUCAGUCAAAAAUGUCAAGGGCACUUACAGUUUUCAGAAGUGUUUAUGUUCCUUCAAUUCCUUUUGGACGGUCAUAUGGUUAUGAUAUUAAUGAGGAUGACAGUAUCAUAAAACAUUUACCACCUACCAGUGACAGCACACUAGGUCCAGCAUACUAUAAACCUCAAAUUGAUUUUUCCAGAGCAACUUUGAAAUACAAGGGGAUACAUUUUGGCAACUCUUUGGGAAGACUCCAGUUACCUAUAACAUCAGGGCCUGGUCCUGGACAGUAUGAUAUAACCCAGAAAAAGGCACCUCAUUAUGAAAAUGUAAACAUCAAGAAAGAUCAACAGCAAAAUAGCGGCUCAAAUCUCCGACAACUUUAUGAAGUAAAAAUAUUGCAGGAGGAAAAAGAGGGAGUACCAGGGCCAGGAAAAUAUGACAUUAAGAGUCAAUUUCAGAAGAAUAAAAGUACGACGUCAAAUGUAAAUGAUGCAUCACCUGCUUUUCUUUCUCAAUCCCAGAGGUUUGUCCCUAUGAAAUCAAUCACUCCAGCUCCUGGCACAUACAAUGAAUCUCGAACUGCUUUCAAGCCCUUGAAGAAAACAUUGGGAUUGAAAAAUACCUCAUUUGGUCAAAGUGCUGCUCGAUUCACACAAGACUCUAAGACAGAGAAAAUGCCAGGUCCAGGGUUUUAUAAUAUUCAGAACGAUACGUUCAUUGACAACUUUAGUCAUACCUCCUGGAAGAAACCAAAGAAAAGUGCAUUUGGUUCUUCUGUUCCUCGGACUCUAUUUCUGGUUCAGAAAGAAGUUUUUACUACUCCUGGGCCUGCUGAUUAUAAGGUCCCUGAAAUUUGUGAUGAACUACCCAACUUGACUAACCAAUAUGCUGCUUUCUUGUCAAGAACAGAAAGAACUACUAAAGUAUCAGAUGUGGGUGUUCCAGCACCAGGUGCCUAUGAUGUUCAAAAAUCCUAUGAGAUGUCUCAAAUUCAACAUAAAUACAUGCCACCUCGUACUUUAGUGGCUAGAAUAAAACAUGCCUCCUUUCUUAGCACAACACCUCGGUGCCUGGACAAAGUGGAUGAUGGGCCAGGACCUACAACAUACAGUCCUGUUUUAAAGAAAUCCUGCUUUAUACCCUCAUUUGUUAAAGCAUCAAAGCGUUUUAAAGAUUCCAAAGAGAUUACUCCUGGCCCAACGACAUACGAGCAUCAGGGUCUUUUCCAAUGA